Messenger RNA from Monomorium pharaonis (pharaoh ant), 3251 nucleotides. RefSeq names its product vesicular inhibitory amino acid transporter (gene VGAT). The coding region runs from base 554 to 2176 and encodes 540 amino acids. Gene Ontology annotation, molecular function: amino acid transmembrane transporter activity. Gene Ontology annotation, cellular component: vacuolar membrane. NCBI's taxonomy places the organism in Eukaryota, Metazoa, Arthropoda, Insecta, Hymenoptera, Formicidae. The transcript is spliced from 4 exons. The record is from RefSeq and is a predicted model, not a curated record. Gene Ontology annotation, biological process: amino acid transmembrane transport.
GCAGAAAGAUGAAAAUAAUAUGUUAAUAUUUUGAAAUUAAACACUUGUUUUUUUAAUAUAAUUGUGAUAGUCUAAUAAAAAUCGCAAAUUUGUAUCUACAUUCAAAAAAGAUGUAAAGAGAAUUAAAUCCAAACACUGUUUAAAACAUUUUUUAAGCAUUUAAAAACCGGAAAUAAUACGUUUUAGUAUCUGAAAAAUUAAAUAUUUUUUUUUAGUGUAGUAAAUUAAAUUAAAUUUUUAGAUUAGACUUUAACAACAUCAUUCUUUCUGUGUAUCACUUUUGUGUGACGAGAGAGAGAAAUCUCAAUGUAUCUAUCCCCUUUACACGUAUUCUCUUUACACGUCGCAUCACCUAUAUCACUAAUUUACAUGUUUUUCUUAUCUGCACUUACAUAUUCUCUAUUCUAUGCAACACCUCUGCAACACCUGCAAGACACGGACGAUUUAAAUUUGGAUAGCCGAAGUAAUGUCCGACACUCCACCUUAUCUCGCUAGGAAAUGCUAUUCUUCACUUCCUCCACCUCUUCAGUCAAUUGGCAACAAAUAGGGAGAAAUGGCGUAUUUCCGUGGAUAUUACAUACCUUCCUUCGGAGCAACGGUCAACGUCGCCUGGGAAACCUUGAAGGCCAAAUGGCCAGAGAACAGUCCGUGCAUGGAGCUGAUCCGCAGCGCCGGCGGCGUCGGCGGCGGUAGUAUGGGCCAGGGACAACCCCAAGGCCGGCCCAGUCAAGGCCAAUUCAAGUCCUUCGACGAGGGUCAUGAUAACACCGAGAUGAUGACCAUGAACGGAGAUCAGGCUUAUCGAGAUCAGAACAACGUUGGGAUCGCCGAGGAUUCCUUCAGCUACCAGAGAAGCGGAGACAAAGUUAGAACCGGAAGCAUGAGCAGUGGAGAGUUUAGCGAAUAUGACGAGGGUGGCGGAGAAUUUGGUGCGGCGGGUGUCAAGAUCAACGAGUGGCAAGCCGCUUGGAACGUUACAAAUGCCAUUCAGGGAAUGUUUAUUGUCUCUCUGCCGUUCGCCGUUUUGCGUGGCGGUUACUGGGCGAUCGCCGCGAUGAUCGGCAUUGCGCAUAUUUGCUGCUACACCGGCAAGAUUCUAGUCGAGUGCCUCUACGAACUGGACUCGGUGACGGGUCAGCGUGUGCGCGUACGGGACUCGUACGUGGCCAUCGCCAAGGAAUGCUUCGGGCCUAGGUGGGGCGCCCGCGCCGUUAACAUCGCGCAGAUCAUCGAGCUGCUAAUGACCUGCAUCCUGUACGUAGUCGUAUGCGGCGAUCUGAUGAUCGGCACCUUCCCCGAGGGCGCGAUCGACACCCGCAGCUGGAUGAUGCUGAUCGGCAUAUUUCUGCUGCCACUCGGCUUCCUCAAAUCCUUGCAGCAUGUCUCGGUGCUGAGCUUCUGGUGCACAAUGUCUCACCUCUUCAUCAACGCGAUCAUCAUCGGUUACUGUAUCCUGGAGAUUGGUGACUGGGGUUGGUCGAAGGUGAAGUGGACGAUUGACAUGGAGAAUUUCCCGAUCUCGCUCGGCGUAAUCGUCUUCAGCUACACAUCGCAAAUCUUUUUGCCGUCUCUCGAGGGCAAUCUUAUUGAUCGCUCUAAGUUCGACUGGAUGUUGAAUUGGAGCCACAUUGCCGCGGCCGCGUUUAAGUCGCUCUUCGGCUGGAUCUGCUUCCUGACCUUUCAGAACGACACACAGCAGGUCAUCACGAACAACCUGCACUCGGCUGGUUUCAAGGGUCUGGUGAAUCUGUGCCUGGUCGUCAAGGCUGUGCUUUCAUAUCCCCUGCCGUACUAUGCGGCUUGCGAGCUCCUUGAGCGCGCCUUUUUCCGCGGCCGGCCAAAGACGCUAUUUCCAACCAUCUGGACGGUGGACCACGAGCUCAAGGUCUGGGGCCUGGCCUGGAAGGUCGGCGUGAUCGUGUUCACCAUUCUGAUGGCGAUCUUCAUACCGCACUUCAGCAUAUUGAUGGGCUUCAUCGGUUCCUUUACCGGUACCAUGCUGUCGUUUAUCUGGCCCUGCUACUUCCAUCUGAAGCUGAAGAGGAACUCUAUGGAGUGGAGCGCCGUCGCGUACGAUUGCUUCGUCAUCUUCCUCGGUAUUCUCUUUGGCGUGAUCGGCGUCUAUGAUUCCGGUACCGCGCUGAUCAAUGCCUUCGAGAUCGGCUUGCCCUUCUGAGCGAUCUCGCCUCAGCUAGGUCACAUUGUUGUUCUUGUCCCAAAAUCCUUGCACCAAAAUAUUGCGAACGCAUUCUCUGGAGUCGCCUCCGAAAUAUUUGAUUCUCGAUUUUAACAUGUUGUUCGGUAUUCAUGCAAUAAUGCAUUGCUGAUGCACGCGGGAGACUACGUCCAAAAUUCAAACUGAAACGAUAAAUAGAUAGUGAACUUUGUGAUUUAGAAAAGUUAGAAAGCUUCUGAAUAACAUUUUGAUCGAUAAUCAGCAAUACUUUUUUAUAAAGUAUGUUAAUACGAAAUUGAGAAUAUGUAUAUAAAUACGAAAUUUUUUUUUACAAAUGUAAUUUUAUAAAAUUCUCUAAAUUUGAGACAUAUCAUUAAAUCGAGAAUCAAAUAUUUCACAUGUUUCAGGGCGAUUAAUUCGUACAAGAAUUUUGUAUGUAACGCUAUAUCUAUUUUCUGUUGCAUAUUAUUUUAAUAUUUUCAUUAUUUUGAUGAAAGUACUGAGCGAUUAUUUUUUUUUUUUUAACGAUCUUUAAUUGAUCAAACGAUUAAAAUGUAAGAGCGUCGUUUUCCAAUCGUGUAAAAAUCGCGCUUUAAUAAUCGUAAAGCUAGUCUUUCAGUAAUGUCUUCCAGAAUAAGAUAAUAUUGCUAGAAAACUAUUAUAUUUGUAUUUAUAAUGGUAUGUUUAGUUUCACGUUUCAGUUCUUCACGUUGCCAAUUUACAUUUAAAUUAUUUCAAAUUAAUGAUUUUAAAGCAAUUAUGCGCCAUCCAACUUUUUCAAUGCGACAAUUUUAAGCGAAUAAUUUUUAGAAACGUCAAGAAAAUCAAAAGUAGACAAGGACAUACUAUUUUCUAAGGUCAAUUAUAAUAUUUUUUUAAACUUCUUUUACGAAAUUUUUUCUUAGAAUUCUUUAUAUAAUUUCUUAAAAUGCCUCUAUAAAUUUUACAUUUUUUGUAUUAUUUUACAAUUUUUUAAGAAAUUUUCUCAUAUUUGUUAAUUGCAAAAUACUUUUUAAAAUAUUCUAAGAGUUUUUAUUCUAUUUUCGAAGAAAACUUAACAUCUGAAGUUUAAGAU